Molecule: messenger RNA, 1629 nt
Organism: Rotaria socialis
Lineage: Eukaryota; Metazoa; Rotifera; Eurotatoria; Philodinida; Philodinidae
Source: the annotation of a GenBank genome assembly
AUGAUAAUCGUUGUUUUUCAAAUAACUUCAACACUUGAAAAUGAAAUCAUGUCUCAAGUGCUACGUGAAACGUGGAGAAAUAUUGCACAAAAUAAAUGGACUAGUUCAGUGAAUGAAAAAAGUUAUGAAUUGAGCAUCACAUCCACUUCCUCUACUACAACGACAGCUACAACUACUACUACGACCAGUACAACAACUACUACAACAACGACAGCAACAACUACUACAACAACCACUACUACAACGACAGCAACAACUACUACUACAACGACAUCGACAACGACAUCGACGACAACCACUACCCCAACUCUGCUAUUUAUCUUAGGCAACACAGUGAUGUGGACGGGAUCUUAUUGUCAAACAGCUGUUCGUAUUUUUUGGAGCUUCGACAAUACACUGCAGGAUCUGUACAACAAUUUUAAUGGAGUCGGCAGCAACGGACCCACAUAUACUUCACCCGGUUACAAUGGAGCCGGUGCGUGUCUUUGGUUAAAUCAAGCAUCGAGUCAAUCAGUAUCAAUUACUUCGCCGAUUCUCAAUAUCACUUAUACAUCGUUUACAUUUGAAGUGUGGCUGUAUCCAAAUACGCUCUAUAACGGCAAUCCAUACACAGAUAAUUCCAUUUUCGGUCAAUGCCAGCAACAAGUUGUGGACCAAUGCCUUCACAUUGUCAUUCGCAGUCAAAAAGCAUAUUUCGGAUUUUUUGGCGAUGAUCUUGUGGGAAAUCAGGCAUUCACUCCGAAACAGUGGUAUCAUGUGGCAUACAUUUAUGACUAUUCGACUCAGACACAGUUUGUCUAUGUGAACGGUUAUUUGGAUAAUUCACGCAGUUCAGCCGGACCCUACCAAGGCAUAUCAGGUGCGUUGACUAUUGGUACGACCAGCGCCCAAGUGUCGAAUAACUUUUUCGAUGGUUGUCUCGAUUCAGUCGCCUACGUUAGUCGUGCAAAGAAUGCUUCGGAAGUAUUGGACGAUGCUACUCUUGUUGCGUAUCUAUCCUUCGAUAGUAAUAGUCUUCUUGAUAGUGGCCCAUUGCUGAUUAACGGCACAGGAACGAACUAUUCUUACACAUCAUCGGGUCGAGUUAAUGCUGGUAUUUCACUUUCUGGCAACGCAUCUUACAUUCAAAUCACAGGUCUGACACGUAUAGGUACAAACAGUUGGCCAUAUACGGUUGCAGUUUGGAUCAAUCCCACAAAAAUUUCUGGCGGAACAAUCAUGCAUUUGAGUAGCCUAAUAGAUGGGGCGCAACCCAAUGCAUGGUGCCUACCUAUCAUGGGUUUCACUUCAAUGGGACAGAUAGCGAUCAAUAGCUGGAAUAGUUCCAAUGUUCCUAUCACCGGAUCUAUUGUUCAGGUCAAUUCGUGGACUCAUGUUGCAGCGACCUAUUCAUCGAGCAAUGGGGAAAGAUUGUACGUCAAUGGUAUUCAAUAUGGUUCAUCGGUUGCCUAUAAUUUUGCCGCCGGUGGUGUUCCCAUGACGAUUACACUUGGUAGUUCGCUGCUUGGCACGGGAGUUUGUAAUACAGGUACGAUACAGAUGGGCCAAUAUAACGGUUUGUUGGACGAGUUUCGAGUCUAUGCGCGUGAACUUUCAGCAGCCGAAAUAUCUGCACUUGCUAAUCCAUAA